Molecule: messenger RNA, 717 nt
Organism: Cylicostephanus goldi
Lineage: Eukaryota; Metazoa; Nematoda; Chromadorea; Rhabditida; Strongylidae
Source: the annotation of a GenBank genome assembly
AUGAACCGUUUGCAGUCAGCUCGAGAGGAAGCCUACAAAUUCAUUAUUGCCAUAUCGGGAUCGAUUUCUGUGCUAUCACUUCUUACAAUAUGUCUCGUUGUUCCCUCUAUGUACAACUUAGUGGACAACAUCGGACAAUUUGGCCGGUUGGACUUCGCCUACUGCGAGAGUGCCAUGUCAGACAUGGAGCAAGAGAUGGUCUCCGUUCGGGAAUCUUUCCGGGAAACUGCUUUGAAUCGAUCCUCUCGUGCAGCUAAUUACGGGAACUAUAAUCCAUCUAUGCUUGUUAAUGAUGCUCCCCAAUUUCAAGAAUGUCCAGCUUGCUGCGUUCCUGGCGAACGAGGUCCUACGGGAGAUCCCGGACUUCCUGCGCUUCCCGGCGCUCCAGGUCCCGACGGAGCUCCUGGACGGCCUGGCUCAACUCCAAAUGCAUCCUGCAUCCCCGAACGAGUGUUCGAGCCACCACCAUGUCUGCCGUGUCCACAAGGCCCAAGAGGACUUCCUGGACAUCCUGGAUUCCCUGGAGAUUCUGGAGAUCCUGGAAUUCCCGGACGACCCGGUGCUGAUGGAUUACCAGGAAAACAAGGAGAACCAGGACCCGCUGGACCUCCAGGAGUACCUGGAAAAGCUGGACCACCCGGGGAUAAGGGAAGGACACCUGAAGCUCACGUCAUCCCAGGACCCCCAGGAGAUCCAGGACCACCAGGCCCAUGGGGA